GUGUCUCCCACAUUGGCAGGCGGAUUCUUUGCUGCUGAACAAUGGGGGAAGCCCCCACUAAAGUAGGCUGGUAUUAAGGAAAAUAUACAUUCCCUAUUAAACAUAAAGGGACUGUCUUCAUUAUUCAUAAAGUGUUGUGAGAUCUUAAGAAUGUUUACAGCCAAAGCCAGAAAUACAUGUUGUUCACAUGUGUAGUCACAAAAUUAUAAAUUAUCUCAGGACAAAACAUAUUUUUUUUCUUCAACUACACAAUAAAACAAAACGGCUAAGCUCUUACUUAUAUUCUUAAUAAUAACUCAGAAUACUGAAAACUGUCAUUGCACUACUUAUGUACACUGUCCACCCUCCACAGUGGACUCAUUUCAUUCCUUGAUCAGGGCCUUUGGGAACAUAGAUGCUGGUUGUGCAGAUGUAUGUAUGUCAUUUCAGGGGUCAGUGACAUUCAGAGAUGUGUCCAUAGACUUCUCCCGGGAGGAGUGGGAAUGGCUCCAGCCUGCUCAGAGAGAUUUGUACAGAAAUGUAAUGUUGGAGAACUAUGGCCACCUGGUCUCACUGGGUCUUAACAUUUCUAAGCCAGAUGUGGUUUCCUUAUUGGAGCAAGGGAAAGAGCCCUGGCUGGGGAAUGGAGAUGUAAGCAGAGAGCUGUUUCCAGCUUCAAAGCCAAAUGGUGAGAUCAAAGAGUUUUCUCCAAAAAAUGUCAUAUUUGAAGAUAAUUCAUCCCAGUAUUUGAUAAUGGAAAGAUUUCUAAGCCAAGGCUCUGAGUAUCCCAGUUUUAAAGAAGGCUGGAAAUGUGAACAUGAUACUGAGAUUCUGCAGGGAAAUCAGGGAUGUAUCAGGCAAGUGACAGUUUCCCAUCAAGAAGCUCUGUCUCAGCAUGUGAAUGUCAAUACUGUGGAGAGACCCUAUGGAUGCCAUGAAUGUGGAAAAACUUUCAGUCGGCGCUUUUCCCUCGUGCUACAUCAAAGAACUCAUACUGGAGAGAAACCAUAUGUAUGUAAGGAAUGUGGAAAAACCUUUAGCCAGAUCUCAAACCUCGUAAAACAUCAGAUGAUACAUACGGGAAAGAAACCCCAUGAGUGUAAAGACUGUAAUAAAACAUUCAGUUACCUUUCUUUCCUCAUUGAACACCAGAGAACGCAUACUGGGGAGAAACCCUAUGAGUGUACUGAAUGUGGAAAGGCCUUUAGUCGUGCCUCAAACCUCACUCGACAUCAGAGAAUUCACAUAGGAAAGAAACAAUAUGUAUGCAGGAAAUGUGGGAAGGCCUUUAGCAGUGGCUCUGAACUCAUUCGUCACCAGAUUACACACACUGGAGAGAAACCUUAUGAAUGCAUUGAGUGUGGGAAGGCAUUUCGCCGUUCUUCACAUCUUACCCGACAUCAGAGUGUCCAUACCUCCAAAACCCCCUAUGAAUGUAAUGAGUGCAGUAAAGCUUUCCGUUGCCACUCCUUCCUUGUCAAACAUCAGAGAAUUCAUGCUGGAGAAAAGCUCUAUGAGUGUGAUGAAUGUGGUAAAGUUUUCACAUGGCAUGCAUCCCUUGCACAACAUAUGAAAAUUCAUACUGGAGAAAAACCCUACGCAUGUACUGAAUGUGACAAAACCUUUAGUAGGAGCUUUUCCCUCAUUCUACAUCAGAUAACUCAUACUGGGGAGAAGCCCUAUGUAUGUAAGGUAUGCAAUAAAUCCUUUAGCUGGAGCUCAAACCUUGCUAAACAUGAGAGAACACACACUCUAGAGAACCCCUAUGAAUAUGAAAAUUCAUUUAAUUACCACUCAUUCCUUACUGAACACCAGGGAAUUCACACGAUAGACAAAACCUAAGAAUGUAUAGAUUUUUUUUAAAAAGUAGUUAAUGCCUUACUUUGACUUCAGUGAACUCUUGAAAAGAAGCCUUAUGUGAAUAUGUUGUGAUUAAAAUGUUGUCUAUGCUGUAGUCAGUAUUCUGGAGAAAACCCCCAGGAAUAUUUGGGAAAGCCAUUAAUAGCUGCUUAUUCUCUUUUGUAACAAUAGAAGAUGAAAUCAAUCAGUAUUGAGAAGAUUCUUCAUCUGGUGGUGGUGGUGGUGAGUGGUUUAGUCACUAAGUCGUGUCCAACUCGACCCCAUGGACUGUAGCCUGCCAGGGUCCUCUGUCCAUGAGAUUUCCCAGGAUAGACGACUGGAGUGCUUUGCCAUUUCCUUCUCCAGGGGAUCUUCCUGACCCAGGGAUCAACCCUGCAUCUCCUGCAUUGCAGGCAGAUUGUUUACCACUGAGUCACCAGGGAAGCCUAUACUUUUUCCUAGAGAUAAGAAAAUUCAUAAUGCAGAAAAGUCAAACAAACACAAUGGGAAAUUUUAAAAUACUCUUCUAAGGGGGAAAAAGCAACCCUAUAAAUGAACUUAACAUAGGGUGACUUUCUGAAGUAUUUCAAACCUACAGAAUUAUCCUGGGGAAAAACCACCACUGUAACAAGUGUGGCAAAAUCUUAGCGUUCUAAGAAGUUAUACUGGAUAGAAUUGAUGUGGGAGUUUUUUUCUUAACGGGGAUGUUUGUUUUGGCUUUUUUUAAAGCAAAUUCAUAAAAGCUAUGAAUAAAUCUUUUGAUUUAUAGUAAAUUAAA
Odocoileus virginianus texanus is the source of this 2596-nucleotide messenger RNA. Lineage: Eukaryota; Metazoa; Chordata; Mammalia; Artiodactyla; Cervidae. The record is from RefSeq and is a predicted model, not a curated record.